Messenger RNA from Fusarium sp. VM40, 882 nucleotides. The record is from the annotation of a GenBank genome assembly. NCBI's taxonomy places the organism in Eukaryota, Fungi, Ascomycota, Sordariomycetes, Hypocreales, Nectriaceae.
AUGUCUUCGACUCCUCCCAAGGGCCCUUUCGAGAACCAGGCCGUGGAGGUACCCUCAAAGCCGCCAAGCCGGAGCUCAGUAACGACCAAGACAGGCCGUUUUUUGUCGCGCAUAUGGUUCAGUAUGGCCUCGUCAUGGCCAGUCGAGAAGUUCAGAAGUCUUCUUCGAAAUCUUGGUUUCGGCAUUAUCACUUUCCUCCGAGGUGAUGAGGAUGAGCCGCCAAAGGUAUUGAUCGACUCAUCUUUCCGGCUGGCCAUGGCUCGCUGUGCAAUUCACAUCGUCCCUGCGUUCCUCUCUAUAACGUUAUUCACCCUGAACUGCAUCGGCUUCUUCAUCGGAAGUGAGCUUCAAGGCCCCUCGGGCCAGGAUGCCAUUAGAAUGGGCUUGCUUCAGAUUGCAGCCAAAGUUCAGGAGCUUCUCAUCGUUGGAAGCGUGGGCUCUGUCAUCUUUCACGUUCUACGUUCGGAGCUCGUCUUUGGCGAUGGAAUGCCACUCGGGUUGCUAGUUUCUGGUUUCUCCUUUUCGCAAGUUAGCUACUUCUGGUCGGCCGAGUUCUUAGGUGGUUUGUGUUGUAGCGAUAACAUGACAUUUAUACAGCGAUGGAAAAGACGUGGUUUUGUUCUUCUUGUAGUUGUUGGUGGUGGUCUGGCUCUUCUGGCCGGUCCAGCGGCUGCAUUGCUCAUGAUACCAAGACAGCUGGACUGGCCGGUUGGUGGAGGAGUGUACUGGCUUAAUGGGAGCGAUGAGCAACUGUGGCCGACAUAUCUCAACGCAGAUUACUACUCCCAGGUCAACUGCACCCUUGAAGGCGGCCAAUUUACCGACAACAAAUGCCCAUCGCAAGGCUUCAUAGCCAUCUACCAACACUUCAUAUCAUGGUGA